AUGCUCAGAGAAGUCUUGCCCACACUACUUCUGGCUUCAGUGCCCACAGGAAGUGAUUCUAGGUCACUUCCUGUUCCUGAGCUCCGUCUGUACACCUAGGUUUUGCUGAGAUGCUGUUGUUUCUGCGAGGAGGGACUCUGCCCCUGGCCAUGCGGUUAUUGAAGGACUCCUCCCCGCUUUGCAGACGCUGGUUAUUCUCUCCAGCAGCCGUCGGGCUUCACCAAAGACCUCCAAUCUUUAGGCCCGCCCCCAUGGUCCCCCUUUCUGCAUCAAGGCUCCACCUCCACACAUCCAGCCAAUGGCAGAAGAGAAAGAGGGAGGUGGAGGAAGGCAUCCUCAUUCCCACAGCAAAGCGUCACUGGCAGGAAAUAAAGAAGAUCCCGAAGCCGGCGUUUAUUCUGGGGGUCCUCGGAGCCACGCCCUUCAUGGCGGUGCCAAUCACCAUGUGCGUUAUGCAGGCUUACCUCCCGGAGUUGGCCUUGGUACAGGUGCUGUAUGGGGCCUGCAUCCUGUCCUUCCUCGGGGGGGUUCGCUGGGGUUAUACCCUCCCAGAUAACAGCCCCGCCAGACCCAGCUGGAUCAACCUGGUGACAGGCGCGGUGUUCCCGUACAUGGCGUUCAACAGCUUGCUGCUGAUGGCGGAUUUUAGGGCCGCCACCUUGGGGGUGGGAAUGGGCUUUGCCAUAUCUUUGGCUGUUGACAUUUUUGGGAUUAGAGACAUGGACUUGUCCCCCAUAGCCCCCCUCUGGUAUAAAUGGUUGAGAAUUCUGUUGACGUCCAUCGUUUUGGCUUCCUUGAUCGCCGCGCUGGGAUGUUCGGGUCGUUAUCCUGAAGUAACGACAGGCAACCAAAAAGCACCGAAAAAGCUGCUGAGGACACCGUGGUGACGCUCAAAAGCCACCAAACCAACUGCUGCCGAGUCCUGUGCCCGAGACUGCUCUACCCCAUAGACAUUCUUAUCUUGGCCCUGAUGAAGUGGGCGGCGAUGGGCGAAACAUGUUGGUUUCCUCCUCCGAUCUUCUACCUGACAUUGGAAUAAAAAUGUAUCUGAACCGUUA
Molecule: messenger RNA, 1058 nt
Organism: Rana temporaria (common frog)
Lineage: Eukaryota; Metazoa; Chordata; Amphibia; Anura; Ranidae
Product: transmembrane protein 69-like
Exons: 3
Coding region: 111-887 (258 amino acids)
Source: RefSeq, a predicted model, not a curated record